Molecule: messenger RNA, 1173 nt
Organism: Solanum lycopersicum (tomato)
Lineage: Eukaryota; Viridiplantae; Streptophyta; Magnoliopsida; Solanales; Solanaceae
Product: probable long-chain-alcohol O-fatty-acyltransferase 5
Biological process (GO): lipid metabolic process
Source: RefSeq, a predicted model, not a curated record
GAGAACACACACACACUCCUUUUGUUAGUGCUAUAAAUCAUAAAGAGAGGGGGCAAAAAUCCAAAAAACAACCAAAGUCCAAGAAAAUGUCAUCAAUUAACAUUUGUCUCUCUAUAAUCCUCUCUCUUUGCUACUCCUAUUUCAUAUCAUCCAAAAUCCCCAAAGGUAUUCCAAGGCUAAUUUCACUUCUUCCCAUUUUUUACCUCUUCACAAUUCUCCCACUUUACUUUUCUUCUUCAUUUCUUAUAGCACUCACCACUUUCUUCAUUACUUGGCUUGCCAAUUUCAAACUCCUCCUUUUUGCCUUUAAUCAAGGCCCUCUUUCUUCAUUCACACAAAAAAAUGCAACAAAUCUUCCUAUAUUCAUUUUUAUGGCUUCUCUUCCUCUAAGAUCCAAACAAAAUAUGAAAAACCCCACCAAGAAAAUCCCAUUAAAUCUAGGUUUAGAGUUUGUCCUUUUUGCAAUUUUCUUAGAGUUGACUUUUCAUCAUAAAAGUCAACUCCACCCUAAAUUAAUCUUGAUUUGUUAUUGUUUCUUGGUUUUUCUCAUGAUUGAUAUUCUUGUAGCAUUAUCUAGCAAUAUUGUUAAAAUAAUCCUAGUGGGGUUUGAGUUAGAAUUAGAGUCACCAUCAAAUGAACCUUAUUUAUCAACUUCCCUUCAAGAUUUUUGGGGAAAUAGGUGGAAUCUCACCGUAACCAAUACACUUCGUCUCACCGUAUACAACCCGGUAAGGUCAGUAUUGUCAGAAGUUGUCGGGAGGAUGUGUGCCCUACGUGUUGCCGUGCUGGCAACUUUCGUCGUAUCCGGUUUAAUGCAUGAGCUUUUGUUUUAUUACGUUAAUCGCGUGAGCCCUUCGUGGGAAAUGACGGGCUUUUUUGUGUUACACGGGCUUUGUGUGAUGGUGGAGAUUGGUGUUAAGAGGGCUUUAAAGGAUACGUGGCGGCUACCGGGCUUUGUUUCGGGCCUGUUAACGGUUGGGUUUGUGGUUGUUACUGCUUUUGGGCUUUUUUUCCCACCAAUAAUUAGGAAUGGUGCUGAUGAAAGGGUACUUCAAGAAGUUGGGUUUUGCUUUGACUUCAUCAAAGCUAAAAUGGUUCAAUUUGUUGGUUAUUUUAGAUAAAUUUUGUAACUUUUGGUUAUUAUAAGAAAAGUUGAUUUGUUCAUUUUGGAUA